This is a messenger RNA of Cornus florida, 1263 nucleotides long. Its product is annotated as ras-related protein RABH1e. The record is from RefSeq and is a predicted model, not a curated record. NCBI's taxonomy places the organism in Eukaryota, Viridiplantae, Streptophyta, Magnoliopsida, Cornales, Cornaceae. Gene Ontology annotation, molecular function: GTPase activity; GTP binding. The transcript has 6 exons. The coding region runs from base 175 to 798 and encodes 207 amino acids.
GCAGCGUUUUCGUUGUUUCCUUCCACUUUCUCUCUCCUCUGAAAUUCUCUUUCUUUAAAUUUUUCUCUUUCUCUCUCUACAUUUUGAGAAAACGCAGAUUCAGAUUCAGAUUCAGAUCUGUUCUCGUCGUCUGUUCUCGUCUCAACACCACACAGAGAUUGAGAACUCAAUUCGAUGGCGGUUGUCUCACCUCUCGCCAAAUACAAGCUGGUCUUCUUGGGCGAUCAAUCCGUAGGCAAAACCAGCAUAAUCACUCGCUUCAUGUACGACAAAUUCGAUACCACAUAUCAGGCUACCAUUGGAAUUGAUUUUCUUUCGAAGACAAUGUACCUAGAAGAUCGAACAGUUCGGUUGCAGCUUUGGGAUACUGCCGGGCAAGAGAGAUUUAGGAGUCUUAUUCCAAGCUACAUUAGAGAUUCUUCUGUUGCGGUGAUCGUCUAUGAUGUUUCAAAUCGACAAUCAUUUUUGAACACUUCCAAGUGGAUUGAGGAAGUACGUACAGAACGAGGCAGUGAUGUCAUCAUUGUUCUUGUUGGGAAUAAGACUGAUCUCGUCGAAAAAAGACAAGUUUCAAUUGAAGAAGGAGAUGGCAAGGCUCGUGAGUCCGGAGUCAUGUUCAUCGAAACCAGUGCAAAGGCAGGAUUCAAUAUCAAGCCUCUGUUCCGGAAGAUUGCUGCUGCCUUGCCGGGAAUGGAAACCCUUUCCUCCACGAAACAGGAAGACAUGGUUGAUGUGAAUUUGAAACCUGCCAUCCAUACAUCCCAAACAGAGCAGCAGGGAGGAGGUUGCGCGUGCUAGAGAAUGUAUUUUAGGAGGAAGAAAAAGAUAGGAAAGCAUUUGAAUCACCGGACACCAAAUGAAAAUCCUGCAAAUGUGAUGUUGCAAUUUGUUAAUUCCAGUGUCAGAUAAGAUCGCGGCAGUUUUGAUGCUUUUUCUUUAGUGUACCAACGCGCUACUCAAGUCACCAGAGAGGAGAUGGCGGCAAUGGUCUGCUUUAAGAUACUGAGAUUGGUAGUUCAUAGAAGUGUUCUGGUAUUGUUGUUACUAUUACUAUUUUUUUAAUUUUUUUUGGUUUUCUCACUUUAUAAUUUUCUUUUUUUUGAAAAUUACUUUUAUUUUCUUUAUGAGUUCUUUUUUAUAUGUUUGUAUUUGAUUUCUAAACUCUAUUCAGGAAGUUAUUUGCAAUAGAAGAUGACACUUAAUGUAGGAACAGAGAUGAUUUAUAGGCAGCGCGAGUUUGUUAUCCAUUGUCAGUUAAUUCAA